UUGACCCCCCAACGUUCCUUUUGCUUUCUACAAGGCUGGCGUCCAAUCCAAUAAAGUUUGGAUGGAGGGGAUCCGGAUCCAUCAAAUAUAGCCUAAUGCCGAAUCCUUUAAUAUUCUCCACCCCAUGAAACCCGCUUCCAAAAGUUGCCGGCCUCUUUCGGCGUCUCAUCAUCGCCAAAUUUCCGGUCUUUGGGAGAACCUCUAUGACUUUCUAGGCUUCCAUCUACCCUUUCCCUCUACCCCUAGGGUUAUAUGACCUCUAGGGUUUUGAUCCAUUUUCUUUUUAUCUAGGAUUUUCCCGAUCGAUUGUUGGAUUGCUGAAUUCGCCAUUUCCACGUUCUUCUCCGUUGAGAAAUACCCUGAUUUUGGAGGAUUUUAGGCUUCACAUCUUUUGGCCGGUGCCUAAAGUUGGAUUCUUUUAUAACUUUUCGUAUAGUUUAGUGCCGGGUUUUCCUCUCUCGAGUUGGGCUUGGCCAUGGGGGAUUGGCAAGAGCUCGGCCAGGCCGUGUUCAUCGGCCUCAUCUUCUCCUUCCUCGUCGCCAAGCUUAUCUCCACCGUCAUCUCCUUCCGAGAAGAGAACCUCAAGGUUGUCCGCGAAGGGGACAUCUCUGCCGGAUCCCAGGAGAUCGAACCCGACAUCAAGAGCAAAGCCGAGGUCCAGCUUUCUUCUGUCAAAGCAGAAUCCGGUAAGAAUGGCAGAUCUAGCGUCGGCGAGGAAGGCGCUGGGGCUGCCGAGAAGGAGGGGUUGCUGAAAGGAGAGAGCUUUUUGGGAGACGAUGAUGAUAGUGACUGGGAGGGGAUCGAGAGCACGGAGCUGGAUGAGGCGUUCAGUGCGGCGACUGCUUUUGUGGCUGCAACUGCUGCUGACCGGGCGUCGGCCAAGGUCUCAAGCGACGUACAGCUGCAGCUUUACGGGCUCUAUAAGAUCGCCACCGAGGGGCCCUGCACUGCACCUCAACCCUCAGCUCUCAAGAUCACAGCUCGGGCCAAGUGGAAUGCAUGGCAGAAAUUGGGUUCUAUGGAUCCAGAAGAUGCUAUGCAGAAGUACAUUACAAUUGUGAGUGAGUUAUAUCCUUCUUGGGCGGAUGGUUCUGCAACUAAAAAGAAAGAUGAAGGUAUUGCUGCUUCUAGUUCAUCUGCACAAGGAACAAUGGGGCCAGUUUUCAGCAGUUUUGUUCAUGAGGAAGAGUCAGAGACUGAUCUAAAGCUAGACGCCAUACAUGUUUCUGCAAGAGAAGGUGAAGCUGAUGACAUUCUCAAGCAUAUAGAGAAUGAUGUUUCAGUGAACUUGAGAGAUAGUGAAGGGCGGACUCCAUUGCAUUGGGCUGUAGAUCGUGGCCAUAUUCGUGUUGUAGAGAUUCUUCUCAACAAGAAUGCAGAUGUGAAUGCUAAGGAUAAUGAAGGUCAGACCUCACUGCAUUACGCUGCUGUUUGUGAGAGAGAAGAGAUUGCUCAUUUGCUUGUCAAACAUCAUGCAGAUCCCACCUUGAAGGAUCAUGAUGGCAAUUCACCUCUUGAUCUUGGUGGAUUGCGAUGGGCUUUUAUGACCCUUGCUAACUAAAUCACCCUCGCCUUCUUACUUUGCAUUGCUCCCUUCCCCUCACAAAGCAGUACUGAAAAUUUUUCAAGUUUUUAUCUUGUAUAUGUAUCUGCCUGAUAUUAUAAGUUAUGAAGUAUGCUUUGAAUCUCCAAAGAGGUUUAUGCGAGAAUGAUCGUGAGAAGCUCAGGUCUUGAUGGCUAGACCAUGAAAAUUGCUAGCCUGUGUUCCACACGAGACUCUCUGUUUUUUUCUGAACAAAAGGUCUUGAUGGCUAGACCAUGAAAAACAGUUGUGACCUGUGUUUUUUUUUUUUCAGUCCUGGAGGAAGCGGGAUGCCUCCUUUUAUUUUUUCUUUUUCUUUUUGUUUUUUUUUAUAAAAGCAGCGGGAAGGCAUGGAGCUAUAAAUUGAUGGCCUAUCCCACUCCAAACUCUUCAGAAACGCAUCGAGGAGGCGGGAGAAGGGAGGCCUGUCCAUGAAAUAUUAUUAUAUUUCAAAAAUUAUUAUA
Molecule: messenger RNA, 2046 nt
Organism: Phoenix dactylifera (date palm)
Lineage: Eukaryota; Viridiplantae; Streptophyta; Magnoliopsida; Arecales; Arecaceae
Product: acyl-CoA-binding domain-containing protein 1
Molecular function (GO): fatty-acyl-CoA binding; protein binding
Source: RefSeq, a predicted model, not a curated record